AUGACCCAAUGGAGUGUCGAAGACAUAAUCCAAGAGGUGAAGCACCUGGAGGUCAUUCUUGAGAUGAGAAAGGAAAGCAAAGUGAAGGAUGCUAUGGUCAAGUGUUUGGUAGCAAAGCUCCAGACCAUUGAUUCAGUGCCACCUUCAACAUAUGUCAAAGUUAUGGAAUGCUUCAGUUCCUGUUCAUUGCCAGAAGAAAUCAAAGAGCAGCUGGCAGAUGCCUUGGAGGAGAAGAGUGCAGACACAAUGGAAGGACAUCUUCGACUACAAACAUGUCCCCAGUCCAUGAUCAAUGUGUUCAACUACCUGUCAAAGACAGAAUGGGAGAAGAUUCAAGAGCUUACCUUUGCUGAAGCCUGUUCUGUGCUGGUAGCUCGGUUGAGGAAAGCUGGCCUCAAGAGCAUGAAAGAAAAGACAAAGAAGCAUGCCACCUCCUUCCUGGUCUACCUCCAGGAGAAACAGGCGCAUCACUUGCCCACUGCUGGUGAAUUCUACAAGCUUGCAGAGACUGUCAGGGACACCUUUAAGGCUUCUCUGCAGGCACCUGCAGUUGGGAGCUACAACAAGUACCCCUUGACACCCCAAGAGCUUGGAGAGGACUGCUCCAUAUGCUUCCAGGAGUUCAUGCGCAAGGUCUAUGGAGAUGACCUUCCUGCAAGGAUCCCACCAGAAGUUGCAGGUGCAGUGCUCUCUGUUGCUAGCAACAAAGGGGUCAGGAAUUCUCACAAGACAUUGGUCCCAACUAGCAGUGCAGCUAAGAUGUCCAAGGGUUCCUCAGAGGUCGACCAAGGGCUUUGCAAGGGAUUGCUGACCAUUGUGGAAGGCCUUGGGGGCAUGCUUUUGAAGGCCAAAGAGAUGGAUGCCUGCAACAUUCAGAUGCUGCAGGGCCAGAAGUUGUCAAAUGCUGCCAGUUCAGACAGCCUGUGCCAAACUGACUCCCAAGAGAUCAGCCCAAGCACAAAGGCAUUGCCAGCCCCUGUUGCAAAGCCAGCAUUGGCCCUGACCAAUGGUGAUGAGCCUGGUACUACACCAACUACACCAGAGGUUGUGGGUGAGAAUGGCAAGAAAGUCAAUGACAGGCAACAACAGAAAGACCUGGAAGACUAUGAGCAAGAGGCUUUUGCCUUGUUGGAAGCUAGGCAGAGGACAAGGAUGAAAAGACCUUGUGCAUCUUCAGAGAUGCUCUCUGAGCAGUCUGCUCCCAAGGCUAAAAGCCAGAAAGUCAAUGAGGAGAAAGCACCAAAGCAAGAGUCAUCCAAGAAGAACAAGAAUGUGAAGAAAAGGCAAGGAUUUGGUUGCCUACGAUGCAGGGGCAACAUGAAUGGCUGCAGCUCUUGCAGCAAAAGCACCUUUGUUGGGAAGAAGUUCUACAGUAGAGAGGAGUGGGUGCACUACCACCAAAAGCAGAAUGCAAAGAGGAAGUGA
Messenger RNA from Durusdinium trenchii, 1425 nucleotides. Lineage: Eukaryota; Dinophyceae; Suessiales; Symbiodiniaceae. The record is from the annotation of a GenBank genome assembly.